Messenger RNA from Sphenostylis stenocarpa, 1617 nucleotides. The record is from the annotation of a GenBank genome assembly. Lineage: Eukaryota; Viridiplantae; Streptophyta; Magnoliopsida; Fabales; Fabaceae.
AUGGGUAACUGCUGCGCCAAGCCGCCCACAGAGGAAGGGGCCCCCAAGAAGGGCAAAAAGGGGAAAAAGGAGAACCCCUUCGCGGUUGAUUACGGCUUUAACAACAGCUCCAGCGCCAACGGCUCCAAGCUCACCGUUUUGAAGUCUCCGACGGGCCGCGAGAUCGAGGCCCGCUACGAACUGGGCCGCGAGCUGGGCCGGGGGGAGUUCGGCGUUACGUAUCUCUGCACGGACAAGGAGACCGGGGAGGAGCUCGCGUGCAAGUCCAUUUCCAAGAAGAAGCUGAGGACCGCCAUCGACAUCGAGGAUGUGAGGAGAGAGGUUGAGAUCAUGCGCCACAUGCCGCAGCAUCCUAAUAUCGUGACCUUAAAGGACACCUAUGAGGACGACAAUGCCGUUCAUCUCGUUAUGGAGCUCUGCGAAGGUGGAGAACUCUUCGAUCGCAUCGUCGCGCGUGGCCACUACACCGAACGCGCUGCCGCUGCUGUUACAAAAACCAUCGUCGAAGUAGUUCAGAUGUGCCACAAACAUGGUGUGAUGCAUCGGGAUCUUAAGCCGGAAAACUUUUUAUUUGCAAAUAAGAAGGAAACCGCAGCACUGAAGGCCAUAGAUUUUGGGUUGUCAGUGUUUUUUAAGCCAGGGGAAAGAUUUAACGAGAUAGUUGGAAGUCCAUAUUACAUGGCUCCUGAGGUAUUGAAGCGGAAUUAUGGGCCCGAAGUGGAUAUCUGGAGUGCUGGAGUAAUUCUAUACAUCUUACUUUGUGGUGUUCCACCAUUUUGGGCAGAAACUGAGCAAGGAGUUGCACAAGCAAUCAUACGAUCUAUUGUUGAUUUCAAAAGGGACCCGUGGCCUAAAGUUUCUGAUAACGCAAAAGACCUUGUGAAGAAGAUGCUAGAUCCUGAUCCAAGACGGCGGCUUACUGCACAGGAAGUGUUAGAUCAUCCGUGGUUACAAAAUGCAAAGAAAGCUCCUAAUGUUUCCUUAGGAGAAACUGUUAGAGCAAGGCUCAAGCAAUUUUCUGUAAUGAACAAGCUUAAGAAAAGAGCAUUAAGGGUGAUCGCAGAGCAUUUGACAGUAGAAGAAGCUGCCGGGUUAAAACAGGGAUUCCAGCUUAUGGAUACAAACAACAGAGGCAAAAUUAACAUUGAUGAACUACGAGUAGGGUUGCUUAAACUAGGCCAUCAAGUUCCCGAAUCAGAUGUCCAAAUUCUUAUGGAAGCUGGUGAUGUAGACAGGGAUGGGCACCUAGAUUAUGGGGAGUUUGUAGCUAUCUCCGUUCAUUUGAGAAAGAUGGGGAAUGAUGAGCAUCUUCGCAAAGCCUUUCAAUUUUUUGAUGAAAACCAAAGCGGGUAUAUUGAGAUUGAGGAACUGCGUAACGCCUUGUGUGACGAGGUUGAAACAAACAGUGAAGAAGUUAUAAAUGCAAUUAUGCAUGACGUGGACACAGACAAGGAUGGAAGGAUAAGUUACGAUGAAUUUGCUACAAUGAUGAAGGCUGGGACAGAUUGGAGAAAAGCAUCAAGGCAGUACUCGCGCGAGAGGUUUGCGAGUCUGAGUCUGACGUUGAUGAGGGACGGGUCAUUGCAUUUAAACAAUGACACAAACGAGGGUAGAUGA